Messenger RNA from Aspergillus homomorphus CBS 101889, 653 nucleotides. Its product is annotated as NAD-dependent epimerase/dehydratase family protein. The record is from RefSeq and is a predicted model, not a curated record. The transcript has a single exon. The coding region runs from base 11 to 646 and encodes 211 amino acids. Lineage: Eukaryota; Fungi; Ascomycota; Eurotiomycetes; Eurotiales; Aspergillaceae.
CGCGCGCAACAUGCUCGUCCCCGACAACGAGACCUACCGCGGCAACGUGCUGGCCUUCUACAACGUCCUCGAGGCUGCGUGCCGCAUGGGCAUCCGCAAGAUCCUCCUCGCCAGCUCCAUCUGCGUCUACGGCGUCGCGUUCGCAGAGGGCGACGUCGACUACCCUUCCUUUCCCGUCGAUGAGGAUGUCCCCGCCGUUCCGAUGGAUGUGUAUGCUAUUUCGAAGGUGUGUGGUGAGCGGACGGCUGCUGGGUUCGCGCGGAGGUUUCGCGGUACGGAUGUCUAUGUGUAUAGGUUUGGGGCCGUGGUGAGUCCCUCGGAGUUCCAGGAGAAGUUCAAGGCGUAUGUGCUGCGGCCUGACGAGUGGAAGGUGCAUGGGUGGACAUAUACGGAUGCGAGGGAUCUGGGUGGCAUGUUAGAAAGGGGCUUGGUUGUGGAUGGGCUGGGGUUUCAGGUGUUCAAUGCCGUCAAUGAUGAGAUGACGAAUUUCGAGGAGUCGACCGCCGCGUUUCUGGCGAGAGUGUGUCCUUCUGUUCCGGUGACCAGGGAGUUGGUGGGCAGGGAGGCGCCGGUGUCGAAUCGGAAGUUAAGGGAGGUCUUGGGCUUUGUACAGCAGCACCGAUGGCAGGAUUAUUAUCGGGCUUAGAAACUUG